GCUGCGGGUGCUGCCGCCGCCGCCGCCGCCGCUACCUGCACGGAGCUAGGAGCCCAGGACCCCAACAGGCCGAGCCCGGUGCCCGCCGCCCUGCAGCCGGUGGCCUGCCGGCGCCUAGGCAGCCGCAUCCCCCGCCCUUGCCCCAGGUCCCACUCCACCCCCAGGCGACCCGCCCCCGCCCGGAGGAGGAGCCGAGGCGAGUGGGAGGUGGAGGGAGAGGUUUGCGAGUGGGAGCGAGGCCGCGCGAGCCGCCGGCGGUUCGUAUUACCGGGGUCGGGAGGAGGGGCCGGGCCGGCGGGCUAGCGGAGGGCGGGCGGGAGGCGCGGAGGAGGCGAGGGCAGCCUGGAUAGGAGGAGGCGGGCGAGAGGCCGGGGGCUGCGAAUUUGGCGGACGAGCUCUAGUCUGCAGGGCGGGGGGCGCCCUCCCACUCCGCAGCAGUCCGCCAGGGCCGUGGCGGCCAGGCCUCACCUUCCCGCAGGCCCGGAGCCGCACGCCGCCGACGGCUUGUCCCUAGGGCCGGGGGAGCGUGAAGGUGCGGGCGCGGGGCCCGGGACGGCGCGGCCAGGUGAUGGUGGGUCCCUGUGCUUUUGAAGAAAGGGGACCCCCAGAGCAGCCGUGUCCCCGGGCUGCCCCCGUGAGGCCCUUGGACAUCAGCCUUAGGCAAGUUGGGCAGCUGUGAGAUUGCCCAUCUCCGUUAAGUGUCCUUAGGAUGCAGUGAUUGGGGACCAGGUUCUCCCUCCGGGAGGGGCACUGCCUGAGCUGGGGGACUUGGGUGCAGAGAGGGACGGAAUGAUGCUGUCCGAGCAAGCCCAGAAGUGGUUUCCAACCCACGUGCAGGUCACAGUGCUCCAAGCCAAAGGUCUUAAGCCAAAAGGCAAAAGUGGCACCAAUGACACAUACACUAUCAUUCAGCUGGGCAAGGAAAAGUACUCCACCUCCGUAGCUGAGAAAACCCUUGAGCCAGUCUGGAAGGAAGAGGCCUCCUUUGAGCUCCCCGGCUUGCUAAUGCAGGGCAAUCCAGACAAGUACAUUCUUUUCCUCGUAGUUAUGCACAGGUCCCUGGUGGGGCUGGAUAAGUUUUUAGGGCAGGUGGCAGUCAAUCUCAAUGACAUCUUUGAGGACAAACAAAGAAGGAAAACAGAGUGGUUUAGCUUAGAAUCCAAACAAGGAAAAAGAGCCAAAAACAGGGGAGAGAUAAAGGUCAAUAUUCAAUUCAUGAGGAACAACAUGACGGCAAGCAUGUUUGACUUGUCCAUGAAGGACAAGACCAGGUCUCCCUUUGCGAAACUGAAAGACAAGGUGAAAGGGAGGAAAAACGAUGGGACGUUUUCGGACACGUCUUCUGCCAUCAUUCCAAGUUCUCACCUGACUGAUGCCAAUUCUGAGUUUUCGAGCGGUGAGAUACAGAUGAAAUCCAAACCGAAAAAGCCUUUCCUUCUGGGUCCUCAGCGACUCUCCUCAGCACAUUCGAUGUCUGACUUAACCGGGACCCACGUGUCUUCCGAGAAGCUCAAGUCUGGCCCCGUCGGUCACACGCAUCUUCUCAGCCGCCAGGUGGACUCCUUUGGAGCGGUUCCAGAAAGCGGAAGCCUCAAGUCCCCGCACAGAAGAACAUUAAGCUUUGAUACUUCCAAAAUGACCCAGCCCGACAGCAGCGUGGAGGAAGGCGAGUCGUCUUUCGGGAGACAAAGUGACCCAUUUACCAAUGUGACUGCCUCAUUACCCCAGAAAUUUGCAACACUGCCAAGGAAGAAAAACCCAUUCGAAGAAAGUAGCGAACCCUGGGACAGCAACGUGACUUUAUUUUCGAAAUCCGUGGAAGCAAGAAAGGAGAACAAGAGAGAGAAAAGGGAGAAGGUGAGCCUGUUUGAGCGGGUGACGGGGAAGAAGGACAGCAGGCGGUCCGACAAACUCAACAACGGGGCGGCCGGCAGCCCCUGCGACUUGAAAUCCCCGAAUGCAUUUAGUGAGCACCGGCAGGACUAUUUUGAUUACGAGUCAACUAAUCCGUUUACAGCAAAAUUCAGGGCCUCCCAUAUAAUGCCAUCUUCAAGUUUUCCUACGAACCUGACAAGCAGUGAAGACCUCAGGAAAAUCCCGGACAGCAACCCUUUUGACGCCACGGCGGGGUACCGCAGCCUGACCUAUGAGGAGGUGCUCCAGGAGCUGGUGAAGCACAAAGAGCUCCUGCGGAGGAAGGACACCCACAUCCGGGAACUCGAGGACUACAUCGACAACCUCCUGGUGAGGGUGAUGGAGGAGACGCCCAGCAUUCUCAGAGUGCCCUACGAGCCGUCCAGGAGGGCUGGCAAAUUCUCCAACAGUUAGGAAGCCAGUUGUACCAUGCUUUAUAGUUGGGGCGUGGGGGGGGGGCAGGGAGGGAGAAGGGAAGAAAGAGAAAGAAAGCAAAGGACGGGAAAAAAAAAAAAAGAAAGACUUGUUACCGAAAGAGACUGCUACACCUCCAGGUUUCAUUACAUGCUCUUCUCCAUUGUGAAAAAUUGUUUUACCUGCAAAUACCAGCAGGGACUUAGCAAGCGUGACCUUUGAAGUGAGCUACGUCAUUUAAACUUUUAAAGUUUAAAAGUGAAAAUGGGCCAGAUUCUCGAUCAGUAAGCAGUUCCUUAGGUCUCCCUUAGGUGCUGGAACCAGCCCAUGAAUCCCCCAUGGGCCUAGGGACGUCUUCAAAGGUACAUGACCUACUCCUCAGGAAAAGAUUUCUCAUCCGCUGAGAUGUGAGAAUUGGUACUGCGGUUGGUUUCCCAGCAUCCAAUGUGUAGACAAUUCAGCUGCAGGAAUACUGCUCACGAUACACACUACUUAAAAAAAAAAAGUUCAUAUUUUAUAUACAUACAUAUGUACGUGAAUAUAAGUUCACGUAUAUUUGUGUAUAAAAUACGUGCAUAUACCUCACGUAUACAUGUGUUUUUAGGACAUUCGAAAACAACUGGUUGCCUCUAAAAUUAGGAUGCCGAUUCUCAACUUGAAAACGUGCGCGUGCUGUUGCACGCCCCCAUCACUACUACAGUGUUACGGUUCGUUCAGGAGCGGCUGCUCCCGGUCACUCUUGACGGUGUGUGUGAACCUCGGUUUCAAAAGGAGCUGCUGCUCUGGGCCACUCCUGCAUUGGAUGUUUGCUCUCCACCCAGAAGUAACGCUCCAAAGUCCUUUUUUAACUUGAUUAACGUCACAGCAGCACGGAUUUCUUGAAUUCAUUUUUUUUAUCUUAACAUUUGAGUUUCGUUGAAGCUCUCAGCGGAAGAUAAGCUAAUGCAAUUUGUUUUGUUGAGAUUCUGAAGGCCUGUAAAUCACUAGCAAAGAAAAUAUUAAGAAGUUCAAGCUGAAGAUAAUUUGGUGGGGGAGUCCGGGAUCAUCUGAUGCCUGAUAAUCCAAAGCAGUGGGCGAAACUCUGGGAAUAAAGCAUUAGGCUUGGUUUCCAGUUACGUAAACAAUAGAACAGAUGGUUGCAUUUGGGUCUUGAACCAAAAUAACAAGUUACUGAAGGAGGAUGGAGUCUGAAGAAGAGAUCUUGGCUCGCAUGGCGUUGCACAUUACUCUCCACUGACCCUUUUAAAAAAGAAUUCAUUUAUCACAAAAUUAUAUGUCGGCUUUUCUAAAUCAGUCUGCCCCCCCCCAAAAUGUUGAUUGCUUCCACGAAUUGUCUUUAUGUAUUUGUACCAUAUUAGUCUGAAAUUUAAAGUGAAGAACACUGGUUAUAAAAAUAUUACUAAUUACUACUUUUUACCUUCAACAUAUGAAAUACUUGCUUUGAAACACCGAAUCUGUCUCCUCUGAACUUAAAAUGAAAAGCAUUCCUGUGUGUGGAGACAUGUAUUUCUCAAUCUUUUAAUGAAGUACAUUUUUAUCUAAUAUGUAUCUCUACUAAGACUUCAUUGAAAGUUAAAUACAAAGCAGAUAUCAUAGUUUUGCGCAUUUUAAUGUUUUGAAUCAUAUAAUACUUGGCUAAGCUUAUAUUCAAUGUAUAAGCUAAAGUCCUUUGUUAUUUAUAUUUUCUGAGUUUUUUUAGUUUUCCUGUAAGAGCAUACAUUUUGAAAUUAUGAAAAUUUUCCCCAAGUACAGAAAUAAUUUUUUAAAAUGAAGAAAUAGAGAAGGAAAAAUAGCUUUACCAACUUUUCCUUCUUACGUAUUUCUUUAAUAAACUUCAAAAUCUGGUGUAGAGUUUUAUUUUCCCAUUUGAAGUCUUAAUAAUUAUUUUUUAAAAUGGUGCCAUUUUUAAUUAAUGUUUAUUAAAUAUUAAAAAAUUCUUAGCAUUUAUUUUUUCUGUUGUUAGUAUGAUUGAAGCUCGUUUUACACUUUUUUAAAAUACCAAAAUCCAUGUGUUUUUAUGGUAUGACAGAUUAUUUGCAGAUAUUUUAAUUUGCUUUGGCCAAAUUUGCUCUUUAUAGAAUGAAUGGAGAUGUUGGUUUUGUGUUGGGGAUAUGUUUUAUGUGAAAGAGCUCAUUAGAAAGCAUGGUUCAAGUAACUGCUAUCCUUUUUAUGAGGAAAUUCAUUUUUAAGGAGACAUUCUUUGCUUGUAUAAAAAUAGUUAAGAAUUAGAUUUCUCCAUAUGUGAGCGGAUUUAGUUAUAAGUGACCCAAUAUUUUUAUCUUUAAACCUGAAACAAGAAUUCUAUUGAAAACUCAAUCUGCAUUUAUCACUGCCUAAAAAUGUUCUAAUUGGAUGUUUAUGAAGUUUCACUCAUGACCUGGAACACAACAUAUUACAUAUAUUUUCAUAGUUUGUCAAUAUAACAAACGGAAAAACAGAAAGUGAAAAUCCGCUCUCCGGUAAACAUACCAGUAUUUCCCGUGUUUGAGCAGAAGUGCAAACAGUAGGUUUAUUUCCUAGCAUCGUAGAAGAAACGGCAGAAAGAUCACCUUAGUUUGUUUUUCCAAAAUGUAGCUUUUAAGUAUUAAUGGUGUAUUUUGUUCGUAGCUUAGAAAUGGAAAUAAAAUAUAGGUACUCAUGAAAUAAUGCACAGCACUAUAGGCGUAUAAAUGGACUUUAUUUAUGCUUAAAAAUGCACGCUCAAAAAUACUUCCACCAGUAAGAGGAUUUUAAAAAAAAAUCACAGAAUUGAUGCUUAUCUCAAGUCUAUCUUAAGUUAAUAUACUUCUGUUGAUGUAAUUAAAAUAUUUCUAUUAUUUUACAACCAGUUCCCCUCCCAGCUUUAAAACUCAGCGUUGGAAAUACUGAACAUACCGUUCUUCCACUUAAGCUUCCACCUCGUGCACUGACCCCCGGGGCCUGUCUUAGCGUUGUACAUAGAGCGACACGUCACCAUCCACGAGAAACGCUCACGUGUUGCUUUUGGCUGCUGUGUUCUGCACUGAGCCUGGUUUUGCCAUGCCCCCACGAAUGUGGUACUACCCAUAGAUUAUACAUAACCACGUCUAUUGCUUUUGGCAGUAAAUGAAGAUGUCGUCGUAAUUUUCCAGCUGUGAAAAUGUUGCCUUGUAUUUAAAAGGGUUUCGUGGCUGGAAACCUCAGUAAAACGCAGCUCAUUAGUGACAGCCCUGCUUUCCUCCCCCCUCUGCCCUCGCUCACCACCCCCCCGCCCACCACCCCCAUUAGGGUGCUUGUUCCUUCGCAAGGAGAAUGUGAAAAGAAAAGGACUGUCUUCAAUCUAUCCCGUACCUGUUACACUAGAGCUUUUAUUCGCCUCUGGAGCUUUCUAGGAAAAGCUACCUACCUUGGGUUUGUAAGCCAAGCGGAAACUUUGAUGUCCGUGUACUCCUGUGUCUCGUCGAUGUGCUAGGUGUCGCUGGGGCGUGUGGAAGUGAAGGAUGAAGCACGCUUGCUCCCUCGGCCUCUUUGAAGUGGGAGGUGAAGGAUCGCAGCGCCGCUGGCUCGUGAGGGCAGAUGUGAGGGUCUGUCAGCACACGGCUGAAAGCCCCCAUUUUCGCAGAUUUAUAACUUGCCUAAUCCACAUGCAGUUAUUGGAAGUAUUUAAUAUGCAAUAGGUAGCACCUUAACUAAUUAAUCUGCAUCUGAAGGGUUUUCUGAUGUGUUUGAUAAGUAGCGUAGCAACUCUCCAAGCAUUGAGCUAGAGUUGGUGUUUUAUUUUAUUUCUAUGCCAAAAAAACCCACUCUUACCAUGGAAUCGAAGUCUGUAACAAACGAUCCUUUGGGCCUGUUUGUCUUUGAAGCUCCCAGAUGGUUUGUAUUUCGAGGUACAAAAAAAAAAUGCUGCAGAUCUAGAAAUGUAUAUAUUUAGCAGGUAUUUGAAAGAUAUAAGCAUUAUUUAUAACUGAAGAGUAUUACACUUACUAAGUAAAAUGCUCCAGUAACUUGUAUACGUUUUUGCAGGUACAAACUCAAAAGUAUGUAAGCAUUGCAUAAUGUGACAAUUAUAUAAUUUAUGUAAUCUGAUGCAUGAAUCAGACUUUUUAUAUAAUAUAUAUUGAUUUAUUAUCGUUGAUUAAAGUGUUUAAUCUUAA
Molecule: messenger RNA, 6440 nt
Organism: Phyllostomus discolor (pale spear-nosed bat)
Lineage: Eukaryota; Metazoa; Chordata; Mammalia; Chiroptera; Phyllostomidae
Gene: RAB11FIP2
Product: RAB11 family interacting protein 2
Exons: 5
Coding region: 790-2328 (512 amino acids)
Biological process (GO): regulated exocytosis
Cellular component (GO): endosome; phagocytic cup
Molecular function (GO): small GTPase binding
Source: RefSeq, a predicted model, not a curated record